GGUAUGAGAGUUUUCGAAUGUGCAAGAUUCAUCUCACUUUCACAAGUUUGAAAUAUUAUCCCCACUUGUUACUAUGAUACCAUUUCAAUGAGUAAUUGAAUAUACAACGCAAUAUUCAAAUAUAUGGUAGAAAAAGAGGACAGUCGACUACAAAACCAAGACAUUUAGGUGUAUAAUCGCUGUAUGAAGCUCCAAAAAUCUUUGUAAAUAAUAUUAUUAUGCAUAACAUCUUUCUUUGAACACUUGGUUAAGGUACAACUUCACACUCUAGUAAUCACUUAAAUACCUUUUGAAGGCAUAACUGUGUGGUCUUAUUAAAUUUAAGUUAAAAAUUAUUAGAACCUUUAGAUAAAUGAAAUAAUGGUGUGUUUUUAGAGUGGGUCUUUUAGAGCGCAAUUCCAAACAUGAGCGCCUGGUGCUUCACCUCUGCUGUUUGGAGAUCAGGAUUCCAAAGAUACGUAUUACCGCGAAAUAUCCUGCACACUUUAUCUGUACCCAAUAAAAUUUUUGGAAAUCAACCACUUGCAUACCCAUGUCUAGCUCAAACACGGUCGAUAAAAAUUCUGCUCUCUAAACCUGAAGUGGAAAGUAAAGUUUUAGCUGUCUGUUCUGCGUUCGAUAAAAUUCAGUCCGAUAAGCUCACGCUUGAUUCUUCGUUUAUCAAAGAUCUCGGUCUUGAUAGUCUGGACCACAUAGAAGUAAUUAUGGAAAUCGAAAAUGAAUUCCGGUUUGAAAUAAGUGAUGUGGACGCCGAAAAAUUGCACACACCCCGUGAUAUUGUGGAACAUGUGUAUCAUUCAAUUAAAAGAGCAGAACCUUCAAAUUAA
Molecule: messenger RNA, 827 nt
Organism: Schistosoma haematobium
Lineage: Eukaryota; Metazoa; Platyhelminthes; Trematoda; Strigeidida; Schistosomatidae
Gene: NDUFAB1
Product: NADH dehydrogenase 1, alpha/beta subcomplex subunit 1 ndufab1/ACP
Exons: 3
Coding region: 405-827 (140 amino acids)
Biological process (GO): fatty acid biosynthetic process
Cellular component (GO): mitochondrion
Molecular function (GO): acyl carrier activity; acyl binding
Source: RefSeq, a predicted model, not a curated record